AUGGUGAUGCUGAUGUCCUCCUGCGUCACCCUGCUCCUCUUCCAGUCUAUCCGGGAGGUGACGGGCUAUGUGCUGGUGGCUCUGAACCAGUUUGACUACCUGCCCCUGGAGAACCUGAGGAUCAUCAGAGGAACUAAGAUGUAUGAAGACCGCUACGCUCUGGCAAUCUUCCUCAACUACCGCAGAGAUGGGAACUUUGGCCUGCGCCAGCUGGGACUGAAGAACCUCACAGAGAUCCUACAAGGCGGUGUGUAUGUCGACCAGAAUAAGUUCCUGUGCCAUGCAGACACCAUCCACUGGCAAGACAUCGUCAAGAACGCCCGCGUCAGCCCUCUGGUGGUGCCCACCAAUAGCAGUGUUACGUGCCAGAAGUGUCACAAAUCCUGUAACGGUCGCUGCUGGGGCCCCAAGGAGGACCAGUGUCAAAGCUUGACUAAGACCGUGUGUGCUGAGCAGUGUGACGGUCGCUGUUUCGGACCCUGGGUUAUUAACUGCUGCCAUCGCGAGUGUGCAGGGGGAUGCUCCGGACCCAAGGAUACAGACUGCUUCGCAUGCACCAACUUCAACGACAGCGGGGCGUGUGUGACCCAGUGCCCCCAACCCUUUGUAUACAACCCUACCACCUUCCAGCUGGAAAUCAACCCCAGAGCCAAGUACACCUAUGGAGCCUUCUGUGUCAAAAAGUGCCCACAUAACUUUGUGGUGGACCACAGCUCCUGUGUGAGGGCUUGUCCCAGCAACAAGAUGGAGGUGGAGCAGAAUCGCAUCAAGAUGUGCAUCGCCUGCACUGACAUCUGUCCUAAAGCCUGUGACGGUAUAGGUACAGCCAGUCUGCAGUCAGCCCAGACCGUGGACUCCAGCAACAUAGACAAGUUCACCAACUGUACCAAGAUCAAUGGAAACCUGGUCUUCCUCAUCACUGGCAUUAAAGGGGAUGUGUACCACAACAUUAGAGCUUUGGAUCCAGAGAAGCUGAAUGUAUUCCGGACUGUUAGGGAGAUCACAGGUUUCCUGAACAUCCAGUCGUGGCCAGAGAACAUGACAGACCUGAGUGUCUUCUCCAAUCUGGCAACCAUAGGAGGCAGAGCUCUCUACAGUGGUAUCGCUCUCCUAGUGUUGAAGCAGCAGAGGAUAUCGUCCCUCCAGCUCCAAUCCCUGAAAGAGAUCAGUGCUGGUAACGUGUACAUCACCAAUAACAGCCAGCUGUGCUUCUACAACACUGUCAACUGGACCGGCCUGUUCAGAGCCAACAACCAGAAGGUCCUCAUACGCAACAACAGAGACCCCAAAGAGUGCACUACUGAGCGGAUGGUGUGUGACCCUCUGUGUUCGGACGCUGGCUGCUGGGGGCCGGGACCAGACCAGUGCCUAUCCUGUCGCUACUUCAGUAGGGGACGCAUCUGUGUGGACACCUGCAAUCUCUAUGAAGGGGAGGUGCGUGAGUAUGACAACGGCUCGGUGUGUGUGGAGUGUGAUGCCCAGUGUGAGAGAGCAUAUGGUGACUCCCUGACCUGUCAUGGCCCGGGUCCGGAUCACUGUGUGAAGUGUCUUCACUUUAAAGAUGGUCCUAACUGUGUGGAGAAGUGUCCCGACGGCCUUCAGGGGGCCAACAGCUUCAUCUUUAAAUAUGCCGAGGCCAACAAUGAGUGCCAUCCCUGUCACUCUAACUGCACUCAGGGGUGUAUUGGACCCAGACUGCAGGACUGUAUUGGCAUGAUGGACAGGACUCCCCUGAUUGCGGCCGGGGUGAUAGGGGGCCUCUUCGUGGUGGUCAUCGUGGCUCUGAGCGUAGCUGUGUCUGUCCGCAGGAAGAGCAUCAAGAAGAAGAGAGCCCUGCGACGCUUCCUCGAGACAGAGCUGGUGGAGCCCCUAACACCUAGUGGUACAGCCCCUAACCAGGCCCAGCUCCGUAUCCUCAAAGAGACUGAACUCAAGAGGGUCAAGAUACUGGGCUCGGGGGCCUUCGGCACCGUCUACAAGGGUAUCUGGGUCCCGGAGGGCGAGACGGUGAAGAUCCCAGUGGCCAUCAAGAUCCUGAACGAGGCAACGGGACCCAAGGCCAACGUGGAGUUCAUGGAUGAGGCUCUGAUCAUGGCCAGCAUGGAACACCCCCACCUGGUCCGUCUCCUGGGGGUCUGCCUGAGCCCCACCAUCCAGCUGGUCACCCAGCUUAUGCCCCACGGCUGCCUGCUCGAUUACGUCCACGAACACAAGGACAACAUCGGCUCCCAGCUGCUGCUCAACUGGUGUGUCCAGAUCGCCAAGGGUAUGAUGUACCUGGAGGAGAGGAGACUGGUGCACAGAGACCUAGCAGCCCGUAACGUGCUGGUCAAGUCCCCCAACCACAUCAAGAUCACUGACUUUGGUCUGGCUCGGCUGCUGGACAUCAAUGAGAAGGAGUACAAUGCUGACGGGGGCAAGAUGCCAAUCAAGUGGAUGGCCUUGGAGUGUAUCCACUACAGGAAGUUUACCCACCAGAGUGACGUGUGGAGCUACGGGGUGACCAUUUGGGAACUGAUGACGUUCGGGGGGAAGCCCUAUGAUGGCAUCUCGACCCGGGACAUCCCAGACCUGCUGGAGAAGGGAGAGCGUCUGCCCCAACCUCCCAUCUGCACCAUAGAUGUCUACAUGGUCAUGGUGAAAUGUUGGAUGAUAGACGCAGACAGCAGGCCCAAGUUCAAGGAGCUGGCUGCAGAGUUCUGUAGGAUGGCCCGGGACCCCCAGCGCUACCUGGUCAUCCAGGGUGAUGACCGUAUGAAGCUCACCAGCCCCAACGACAAUAAGUUCUUCCAGAGCCUGCUGGAUGAGGAGGAGCUGGAGGAUCUGAUGGAUGCUGAGGAGUACCUGGUCCCUCACGCCUUUAAUAUCCCACCACUGGCGUACACACCCAGGACACACGUUGACUCCAAUAGGAACCAGUUUGUGUACCAAGACCCUAGUUUCGAUAUGGAGGACAUGUUGGGGACCAUCCCGCGGGUGCUGUCCCUGUCACCAGGGAACCAGUCUGCAGGGGGGCAGGGCGGUAGCGGCCCGGAGCACCAACGCUUCGAGGACCAGCGCUGUAACGGCACCCUGAGGAAGCAGGCAACUCCCCGGCCCGCGGGACCUCCUGGAUCAGACGGAGCACCAGCCUCAGGUCCAGGGGAGAGCAGCAGUGGACAGCGCUACAGUGCAGACCCCACCAUCAUGCUGGGGGAGAGAGGAGCUAGAGGAGACACCGACCAGGAUGGAUAUAUGACCGCCAUGAGGGAGAAGGCCUCCUCAGACUAUCUCAACCCUGUGGAGGAGAACCCGUUCGUGACGCGCCGGAGGAAUGGAGACGCCCUAACCCUGGACAGCUGUAACCCCUAUCAGGUGGCCCCCAGCGGCCCCCAACAUGCCGGCUCCGGCCCCAGAGUGGAGGACGAAUACGUCAACGAGCCCCUCUACCUCAACACCUUCCACAACCCCGGAGGCCCAGGUCCAGGUGUGGGAGACUACAGUGACUACACCCUGAAGAAGAAUGGGGUCACUGGGGGACACAACCCUGCCCUCGCCACCCUGGUAGGCCAGCCAGGCGCCACUGGCCUCACUGCUGGCCAAUCAGGCACUGCCCAGGCAGGAAACCCUGCUCACAACGUCCAGGCAGCCCACGCCCAUGGAGUCUCUGCACAACCGGGAUACGCCGUACCUCCAGGGCUCGGUGCGGCCGGCGCCCACCCAGGCCACCCCUCCCACCCAGCCCACCCCGGGUACACCCUUCACCCCGGCCUCACAGGCACCAUCAUGUUAGACAAGAAAAAUAGACAAGACAAGAACAAGACGUUUGAAAAUCCAGAGUACUGGCAGCAUAGCCUCCCUCCCAAGGCCACCCUGCACAACCCUGAGUACCUGCAGGACUGCAGCACACGCUUCUUCUACCGGCAGAACGGACGCAUCCGGCCCGCAGUGGCCGAGAACCAGGAGUACCUGACAGAGUUCGCCCUGAAACCUGGGACCGUGCUGCCGCCCCCACCCUACAGACAGAGGAACACUGUGGUGUAACGGGGAGGAGGGAUGAAGAGGAAAGAAGGACUGGGCCAGGAAAGGUGGAAGACAAUGGGAGGAGGAGGGGAGAAUGCGAGUGGACAGUCCCUCUCUCACUCAGCCACACAGUAUUUACGUAUCAACCCUGGAUCCCUUCACCAGCACUGGACUGACACAUUUGAACUGACACUGGAUUACAGUAACAUUACAGUAAUAUUACAAUAUACGACAGUGUUGAGAGCCUCCCACCUCCAAUGAACCCAGGACUGAUAUUCUCCUCUCUGUCUGUCUAUGUCCUCUACACUGGAUUACAGUAACAUUACACAGAAGUACUACAGUAAUAUUACAGUAAUAUACACUGGAGGUUUUCACAGAUUUACCUGUAACUGAAUACCCGAGACCCGAUCCGGGACCAGAGCGGGUUCUGAUCCAGAAUUCUAAAUAAUGUCACGGGUCUGGGUCGGAUCUGAUAUGAUUGUCACGGGUCUCGGGUAUGUGUAAUUUUAACUAACUUGUCCGGAAGGACCCGUAAAGAUCCGAACACGACUGCUGCAGAAGAGAGGGAGAGAGCGAAAUAGUGUAAUUUAUGCUGCUACUCUUGCUUUUCACGAGAAUAGCGCGUGUAGUUUGUUGUUGUUGUUGGCCAAUCAUAAAUCAUCAAAGUGGCAAUAGGCUACAGUCAUAGAG
Messenger RNA from Coregonus clupeaformis (lake whitefish), 4692 nucleotides. Its product is annotated as receptor tyrosine-protein kinase erbB-4-like. NCBI's taxonomy places the organism in Eukaryota, Metazoa, Chordata, Actinopteri, Salmoniformes, Salmonidae. Gene Ontology annotation, cellular component: basal plasma membrane; signaling receptor complex. The transcript has 28 exons. The coding region runs from base 1 to 4023 and encodes 1340 amino acids. The record is from RefSeq and is a predicted model, not a curated record. Gene Ontology annotation, biological process: multicellular organism development; positive regulation of kinase activity; positive regulation of cell population proliferation. Gene Ontology annotation, molecular function: epidermal growth factor receptor binding; transmembrane receptor protein tyrosine kinase activity; ATP binding.